This is a messenger RNA of Paramecium sonneborni, 1177 nucleotides long. The record is from the annotation of a GenBank genome assembly. NCBI's taxonomy places the organism in Eukaryota, Ciliophora, Oligohymenophorea, Peniculida, Parameciidae.
AUGCCUACUAAAUCAAAAAAAAAAUUAGGGAAUGGUUCAUUUGGUAGUGUAUACUUAGUAUAAGAUAUUAAAAGUAACUAGGAAUUUGCUUGUAAAAUUGUAUUUGAUAUUAUAUUUAUUUUAGAUCUCUAAAUGUAUGUUGAAUAAAUAUUAAGCUGAGGGGAUGGUAAGAUAAGAGAUUCAAAUUCAAUCAAGUAUCAACAACAGAAAUAUAGUAAAAGUGUUUCAUUCAUUUGAAGAUAAUAAAAACAUCUACAUGAUUUUGGAAUAUUGUAAGUAGGGACAAUUGCAAAUCCCCUCAUAAGCAUAUACAAAUAAAAAAUUAAUCUAAUUCCUUAAUUAAAUGCUUAAUGCUCUUGAUUCUAUUCAUUAAAUGAAUCUUGUGCAUAGAGAUAUCAAAGUAAGUAACAUCUCCCCAAUUCUAGUUAGACAAUAUCCUUGUACAUGAGGAUGAUGAAACUUACAAACUAUCAGACUUUGGAUGGGCCACCCAAAUUUCUUAAAUUAAACCAAUACUUUGUGGUACAUUUAAUAUAUUAUUUUAUAAUACAAUUUAUUAUAAAUAAUUAGAAAGUACUACCGAGUAUAUGCCUCCAGAAGUUGUUAAUAAUCAAAUUCAUGACUAAAAGGUUGAAUCAUCGUCAUUAGGAAUAGUUCUUUAUGUAUUAAGAUAUUAUUACCUAUUUUAGAUUCUAAAUCAUUGUAAAAAACAUUUUAGUGCUAAAACAGAGCGUGAAUUAAUUAAAUAAAUUUCUGGAAAUGAAAUCAGUAUUGAUUCUUCAUAAGAUGAAAAUCUAUAAAUCUUGAUUUAAGCAUUGCUUACUGCAGAUUCUGUUUAUAGACCUAAGAUAUAAUAACUUUAUUUUAGUAAAUGGAUUAAAUUUUAAAUGAAAUAUCACAAUAUCUUCAAUAGAUAUGAACAUGAAAAGUUAAAGAAUAAAUUUAUUAAUCAAAAGAUUGAAAUCAAAUCUGUUGAUAAUUGGUAAUUCAAUUAUAUUAUUUUAGUGCCCUCUAAUAAAGAAAAAGGAAUUCAAUAAUUUAAGAUUAUUCUUCAUUUCAUAGCUUAAGUAUUAUAAAAUUAAUUAAAAUAUUUAUAUAAAUAUAUAUAAAUAUUAUAAAUAUUAAUAAUAUAGUCAGUCGAACAGAUUUUAAUUAAUUUUUAUCAUAAUUUUAAUGA